GGUGAACAAACAUAAGCAGGACACCAUGCCCGUCGCCGUGCAUAUAGCGGGAAAAGUAGCAGUCACAGUAGAUUAAGUUUUCAAGGGUUAAGUUACUAUCCUUUACAUUCAUAGGUAAUUCUCCAUUUGACGAGGCAGCUGACAUCCACGAGGCGAGACCAAGAUGGAUGUUGACAUGGGGGGCGGCGACGGCACCCCUACGGCCACCACCGUCGGCAUAGCCGUCGCGGGAGCGGCGCAUGCAGCGGCCGGGCAACAACAGCCCGGGGGUUCCCCAACCUCCCCGACGGCAAGGCAGCAACAGCGUCCCAAGGCCACCAAAGCUGCCGCCGAGGAGCACCAACAGCUGUCGCUCGUCAGGAAAGUUAUGACCUGCUCAAACGUUACACUCUCAAUCUCAAACGUUACAAUAGGCUCUGGAUUUUGUAUUGCAUGACGAGCAUGACAGACUCGCAAUCGCAGAGGCAGAGCGUUCCGCUUUCUGCAAUACAAAUUUUGCUAGAUUCCGCGCAAUGCUAUGGGAGUAGGGGUAGGCCAGACCUAGAACAUGCACUUCUUGCAUCACAGAUUUCCAUAUUCUAAAGUGAAAUGCUUGACAAGAUUGUAGUAGCGGCUGAGCAAGUUAUAAGAGUCCAGGUAAGCUUCGAGACCGUCCGGCAGCAGGCGCAGCAAAAGGGGGUCGACGUGCCCAGGCAGCUGAAGGACCUGGGGUACAACCGCUUCGAGGACUUUAUCCUGAGUUGCGAGCAGUUCACCUGGACCUGCGACCCGAUGGCGCUGGCGGAGCUCGGGCCCGGGAUGGUGCUGUACUUCGAUUUUCUGAAGUAUCUGAUGUCCCUGGCCGCUUUUUUUUUCGUAUGUUACCUCCCCGCGAUGUUUGCCGUGGUCAAGGGGCAGGACGACCGAGAAUUGGAGUUGAAAUCCUGGGUGGUAUCCCCUGUAAAAUCCUCUUCGCCUGCUCGCCCAGCUGUUCGACGUAGUUGUUCCAGUGGUCUUUAAUACCACGACUCGUGGUAAAGAUAGGAAACCUAGUACUUGUGUGCGUGUCGUGUUCAAGACCUGGUCCUGGUGGUGCAUUUCCAUUUAUUACGCUCAUAGGCAACAUGUGUAUCAUCCUCGUCGUGUGGAGGGUCUUGUCUUUCUCACCACAUGCUUAAGUACACAUGUGGUUCGGCUUAUGGCACAGCCGAGGGAGGAGGAGGUCAAGAAGAGGACUCUUUUACAUUGCAUACCAGAUUGAUUCCUUGACAGUGCCUGCCAGUGUGAAUCCCCAGGGCGCGGGAGCCGUAUUUACGUGGCUAAUAAACAACAGCCCCGCGGUGGUUCCGUCUUACUACUUCGCCAUUGGCAACACAGGCAAGGGCGUGCUGAACGACAACUGGGUGAUUGUUUUGUACUUGGUUUCUCUCUUCUUCGGGGCCAUCUCGGUCGGACCCUACUCCGUCCGCCAAGAGAGAAUCGACCAGGAGUUAUGCAGUUCUCAAACGUUACAUUCUCAACUGUUACACGAAUUUGUGAUGCAAAAACAGCAAAAGUGAAAUGGGGAAGAUUGCGCCUCUUGCAGUACAGGUUUGGCACAGAUUUAGAUACUGUUUAGCCCUUUGGAAAUUUGUCAUGCGAAGCAGCUUGAUGGUGUAGAUGAUGAUGAGCGUUUUGCAUGGCAAAUUAUGUAACAGCUGAGAAUGUAACGCUUGAGAACGCCAUAGGAGUGCGACCUCGCCUCGGUGUACCCCAACGACUAUGGUUUGUUCAUCCGGAAUCUGCCGCGGGACGAGUGCGAAGAGAGCAAAAUCAAGGAAUAUUUUGAGCAGAACGCGCUACCGGGCGAUCGCAACAACCGCUGCGAGGUCGUCAAGGUCAUCAUUGCCUGGGACAGUACGAACCACAAAAUUCGAAGCCACUGAACCGUCCACCUAGAGGUCAGAGGAGCAUCAAAACGCAUGACAGCUACUUGAUUUCGGCGAAGAUUCGAACUUCAAUAUUUGUCAUGCUGGUAGUUGACGUAGUGAAGGAAGAGGAAUAUGCAAAAGCCGUUUGUUUUUUAUAUCAUGCAUCGGCCGCAUGAAGAAUUUGAUUUUCCAUCUACCUGUGCGGUAAAACGAAUUUUUCUCUGGACACAAAUCACCAUGUUCAAGCAGUACAGCGACAAGCAAGCCCAGCUGGGUAAGCAGUACUUUACCUUGUUGCAAAAAGGCGCGGAAAAGGACGACCCCAAAGUGCUCGAGGUAAAAACGCAGUUUGAAGAGGUUACUAAGGAGCUAAAAUCGCUGAAAGCCGGACAGAAUCUGCAGGGAUCCGGGUGCGCGAUCGUGGUGUUGAAGCACCAGAAGGACCACCGGGCGGCGCUGGACAAGUGGGAGAGGUCCAUAUGGCUGAAGAUGGUGCACGGGCUGAGUGAGUCGUUUCCGGUGUGUGCCUGUUUGGAGGGGUUUGUGGCCUAUAUGAUGGGCACCCCCUUGUACAAAAACUCCGCCGGGGAGGGGCACCUGUUGAAGGUGACGCGGGCUCCGAACCCGUCGGACGUAAAUUGGCAGGACCUGGGACGAGGUAACUGCGAGUCCUUGCUCCAGCGGUGGCAGCUGUAUUCCGUGAUGGGGGUAUAGUCUUUCGCUUUUCAUCUUUUGUAAGUACACAGUGUCCCGUGACAUGCUGAAGUCAAGAAAAAGACAGCAGUGUAUCUUCACGAAUGGAAACUUAUAUUUAUACAUAGAAGCAUAUAGCAUAUGCAUAUUCCUCACAACCUCCACAGGUUAUGAUUGGCGUCUGUUUCGUUUGCACGUGGUUGCUUUCUGAAUGGGCGGACGAUGAGGAGGGCAACAUGUGGGUGAACAUGACAACGGCACUGACCGUGGCCGCGCUGAACGGAAUUUUGCUUUUCGCGUCCCGGUAUUUGACGCAAUUUGAGUACCACGAAACCAAAACCUCUGAAGACGGGUCGACAACGAAGAAGAUGACGGUGGUACCCUGUGGAAAAGCAUCGCAGUAUCUGUACGUGUACCUAACUCGAAGUAUGUAACUGUGUGUACGUAUACUACACUGUGUGUAGCUGUACGUAUACUAGCAGGAUUACAUGACUACAGACCCAGUUGUUUCUUACCGAGGUCUGCAUGCUGAGCUUCAUUUUCAUUUUGAUCCUUUAAUUGAUAUUAAGAUUGACAUUUUUCAUGCCACCUGUACAUCGAAAAAUGGGAAUGCGAUGCUUGUUUUGCAAUCCAUACCUGGCCAUGGUGAUCAACACGGCCAUCAUUCAGUUUAUUGUGUACCGCGACGACGAGCACUGGUUCCGAGACGGGGGGCUGGUCACACAGAUGAUGUUCAUGGUGCUCACGCACGCGGUGAUCAUGCCCUGGUUUGGGAUGAUCGACAUAGGCUUCAAGAUGAAACAGUACGCUGCGAACAGAAUCGACUGGGAAAAGACCAAGCUUCCGCAAGAAAAAAUCAACGGCAUGUACACCCCGUCGGAGCUGGAUUUACCGCGCCGCUACGCCAUUUCGCUGAAGAUUUUCCUGACCGCGCUCCUCUGCCUGCCGCUUUUCCCCUGGGCCAUGCCGUUUUGCGUCCUGGGCCUGAUGCUGCAGUACGCGGUGGACAAAUACAUGCUGGUCACGAAAUUUGCCCGGCCGGCGUUCACGAAGAACCCGGAAAACGCGUUCGAUGCGCUGUCUUUGCUGCACGGCACCAUGUCGCUCUUUGCGCCGCUCACCUUCUUCCUCUUCCUCCGACCGGCCUGCACCGACGACGUGAAGGGUUUUCUCACCGGUUUGUUAUUCCCGGUCAUGUUCGCAUCCUUCGCGACGUACCUCCUCCCACUUCCCGUGUGGCGGACCUUCACCCGGACUUUCUGCUGCGUCAUCGGUGGGUGCGACAAGGCGUUCUACGGGAAGGACAUCGAGGACACGACGCACGAUAUGGACUACUACACGGCGCAGAUGAUGUGGGGCAAGGGAAUGAAGUACCACAAGUCUCACCCUUUGUACGCGGCGUUACCCGACAAGGUGAACCCGGAGAACAUCCCCCGGCCGGGAUCAUCCCAAGCCGCGCAGCAAGGGGCACAGGUUGGAGCAGGCGGUCAGCAGACGGUGGUGGUGCCAACCUCUACCGUGCAGAUGUUCCAGCAGAAUCAGCAGGCGAUUGAAGUUAUGAAUCGCAAGCGUUCUAAUAUCCUCGCACUAGACCACGAGGACGAAAUUGCACAUUUUUUUUUGGAAGGAGACCUCCUCGUCGAAAUUGUCAUAUUACAGUUGCAGAUUCAUUGUUAUGUCACUGUCAGCAACAGUAGACGAGCAAGCAGAUGCAGCAGAUCCAUCAUGCCAGACUGCAAUUGAAUUCAUUGUUGUAUGAGUCAGAGUCGUGCGCCGAUAGUGCUUUUGUGGUGCAUAGAGGUGAACUUGGCGAAUGUCUUGAUCAGCUACGACCAGGUGAAUCGGGCGGGCGCCGCGAACGCGGUUGUGAUCCCGGCGUCGGAUGUGCAAGUGUCCAACAAUUACGGUGGCGGAAACGCGAACACUGUGCAAACCUCUGGUGUGGUGGUGCAGCAGAGCUCCCAGCACUUCACGGUGGACCCUUAUGGGGGAGGGAGGCAACAAGGUUCCUACGGAGGCGGGUCAGCCUAUGGGUACGGCGGUUACGGUGGGGGCAAUUACGUGAUGAACUUUGGCGCCGCGCGAAUGAAUUACCAACCAGCCCCGGGGCAAAUUGUUAUUCCCGCGGCCCCUGCCACGGUGGACCCACGACAAUCGGCUGGUAUGAUGGUGCAACAGCCCACUGUCGUCCAGCCCAAUAUCUACGGUGGUCAGCAGGCGCAACAGGUACAAACCUUUCCUCCUCAACAAGUAAAUCAAAACUAUAAUCAAAGCGGCCGCGGCGGUAGAUCCUCAUCUGGCGGGGGGUCUAUUGUGCAAAAUGUGUACAACUUCGGCCAAAGUGCCUACAACGCGUACAACAGGAAACGCAACAACGCGUAUGACAGGACGCGUAACAUUAGCAUCCGGCCACCUCGUACUUCGAAAAAACUUCAAAAAGACUUCAAAGAUGAGUUCAGUGCGAGUUCAAUACGAACGCCGACAAAAUCCUAAAUUUAUCAUAAAGUCAUUUGACCUGUUGCAAAAUCGAAGAGAGCCAGCGUCUCUGUCGAAAGUCGGCUGACUUUGCGUAAAGUUUGCAAUAACUCAAAUGACUUUUUGCGGAAUUUGCACCAAAAAAGUCAAUUGACUUUGUGCUAAUUUCACGAAAAGUCAAAUGCCUUUUCCUGAAUUCGGCUCAUUUCACAGACAGGCAGCAAAAGUUUGAAGAAUGUGCCCAAUUUUUUUGCAGAAGUCAGUUGACUUUUUUGGAAAUUAGCAUAAAGUCAAUUGACUUUUUUUGAUGCAAAUGCCGCGCAAAGUCAUUUGACCUUGCCUGGAAGUUGUCAAAAGUCAAGUGACCUGUGCCCUUUUUGAAGUCAACGGAUUUGGGCAAAUUAUUGAACUCGGACUGAACUCGGACUGAACUCGUAAUGAACUCGCUUUUGAACUCGUGCUCCGGUCUUUUUGAAAACUCUAAAAGUGCGAGGUGGUCCCGUGCUAAGUAACAACAAUCAACAACACAACUACCACAACAACUCUUCUUCCCAGCAGACCUAUAAUUCUUCCUCCUACCAAAACCAAUACCAAAAUCAAAAUCAGCCACAGUACCAGUCCAACCACCAAGCGCAGUACCAGCCGGGCGGCGGGCAAUACAUCGCCGCGGCGGCGCCCGUGGUCGUCGCAGCGAGCCAAGUGCAGUACCAGAAUCCCGGGGCGGGAGGCGGUUACCAGCAGCCACAGCAGUAUGGGGGACCAGGGUACGGGGGCGGUGGGAAUAACCAACCCGUGAUAAUAUCUGCAGCGGAUGUACAGGUCGUGAGGCAGUAGUGAAUUGCUGACGAGAUUUCAUCUCUGGAGACUGAACCCGUGGUGAUUUUUUGUAUACUCAUAUUUGUCAAAGUCAAUCUCUUUGGUUCGAGCUGCUAGCUCGCGGCGUUUUUUUUCAAUACUGACACGACGUUGCCACGAGAGUCAUAAAGUGCUCCGGUUCUGCUCUCUGUGUGCCCUGAGUUUUGAUUUGGUUUUUUUACUUCAACUUUGACACCAAAUAUCUGCACUGCAAAGGCCCUGCGCAUGAUGAUGAGAUGAUGUUCUUGUAGGACGACGUGUCACAACGCAGAUGAAUGGAAUUGUGUGCACUUCUUCGAGGAGGUGGGCAACUUUAUAAAUUCCCACACCUAGUGGUCGU
Molecule: messenger RNA, 6252 nt
Organism: Amoebophrya sp. A120
Lineage: Eukaryota; Dinophyceae; Syndiniales; Amoebophryaceae
Source: the annotation of a GenBank genome assembly